Fulmarus glacialis (Northern fulmar) is the source of this 570-nucleotide messenger RNA. It is a transcript of the gene ZPBP, whose product is annotated as zona pellucida binding protein. Gene Ontology annotation, biological process: binding of sperm to zona pellucida; acrosome assembly. The annotation marks the transcript as partial. The record is from RefSeq and is a predicted model, not a curated record. Gene Ontology annotation, cellular component: zona pellucida receptor complex; acrosomal vesicle; extracellular region. NCBI's taxonomy places the organism in Eukaryota, Metazoa, Chordata, Aves, Procellariiformes, Procellariidae. The transcript is spliced from 4 exons.
UUCAGCCCUCAAAGAGAUUUUUAAGAAGUGCAGGGCCAAGACUCAAUAGCUUAAAAAUAGUGGGAUCUGUCAUAUUUCCAGUUAAAGUUUAUGUCAAGCUGAAUCACAACAGUCCACGUAUUUUAUGUCUUACAAAUCAUCUGCGAAACUUAGAACUGAUUGAUCCAAUAUUCCAGUGGAAUGGACCACAUGGUGAUCUUUCUUCAGAAAAUAGCAGUGUGCAAAUAUCACCAACAGGAACUUUAAUAUUGAGACACUUCAACCUGAGUGGAGUUUACACUUGUUCCAUUGUUUAUAAGCUAACAGCAAUGCAACCUGAUAAAAACCUUGUAAUAAAAUAUCUUAUUUAUGCUUAUUCUGAUCCUAAAAAUUACUAUGAGUUCACAGCCCGGUAUCACGCAGCCCCCUGCAACAGUUCUCAUAAUACUUCUUUUGAGAAAGCAUUGCUUCAGAUACUAAGCAAACUUGUUGCUGAAAUUUCUUGUGAGGUUACAUUAAUUCAGUCAGAAUGCCAUCAUGUAAAAAUGCAGAGAGGAGGUCUACAGAAUGAAGUCUUCUUUACAUUUUCAG